AUGUCGCUCGUCACGCUGCACGUGUACGACAUCACGAACACGACGUACGAGACCGCGAACAACGUCAUCCAAGGGCUGAACCGCUUCACCAAGGACGCGCUCGGGGCGGGGGGGAUCUUUCACGGCGCGGUGGAGGUGAACGGAGACGAGUGGUCGUACGGCUUCUGCGAGCGCGGCAGCGGGGUGUACUGCUGCCACCCGCGGGGGAACACCGGGUACACGUACCGAGAGAGCGUCCCGCUCGGGGUGACGUCGUUGUCGCCCGCGCGCGUCCGGAGCGUCAUCGCGGUGCUGCAAGCGCAGUGGCCGGGAUGCGAGUACGACCUGUUGGGGAAGAAUUGCAACCACUUCUGCGAGGCGUUCGGCGCGAUGCUCGGCGUCCCGGGGCCUCCGGCGUGGGUGAACCGGUUCGCGACGCAGGCGGAGGCGACGGUGAAGACGGUGAACUACGCGCGCGAGCAGAUUAGCUUGAUAGGCGGGGAGAUCGGCAGCGCGGCGACCGCCGCCGCGGACUGGUUG
Micromonas pusilla CCMP1545 is the source of this 519-nucleotide messenger RNA. RefSeq lists its product as uncharacterized. The record is from RefSeq and is a predicted model, not a curated record. The transcript has a single exon. The annotation marks the transcript as partial. Gene Ontology annotation, biological process: protein deubiquitination. Gene Ontology annotation, molecular function: deubiquitinase activity. NCBI's taxonomy places the organism in Eukaryota, Viridiplantae, Chlorophyta, Mamiellophyceae, Mamiellales, Mamiellaceae.